CAUCUUUGUCCUACUUUUAAGUUUUGAAACAGAUCCCAGGAUGACUGGUCGCAAACACAACCUAACCUCGAAACCGUAGUCAACGUCGAAGUCAAGUUACCCGAGGUCUGUAAAAUUUCACUGCGGCAUAUGUGGCAGUUCAAGCCUUCAAGUCGUACGCGUACGCUCGAUGCCUCUCACCUCGGCGAUGUAAUUUGUAUCUCGAUAUUCCCGACUUUCUUCCUCGAUACCCAUCGACACGACGCGUGCGCGCGAUAGAUAGCCUAGUGUAUGUGACGUAGUCCAGUCAUGCGUCGGCGGCAUGAACGUCCAGGAGGCCAAAACAACGUGACAGCAACAUCAGCAGCGAAUCUUUAAAAGAUUGUUAAAAAGAGACGAAUCAGAAUGUCGUGGAGUCGCAGGAAAGACGGCCUCUUGGCCAAAGUCAACUUUCCACCGUAUACAUUGGAGAUGCUCACCAGCAGGCACGUUCUCGUCGGCGGUGGCGGUGGAUCCUCUAAAACAGGUGUCGCCAAUGGAUUUGAAAUAUUUGAGCUAUCUCACGAUGGAACACAGUUUGUUGCUGAAGAAUUCACUCGUUAUGAAACUGGACCCAAUGUUGUGAUGAACAGCGCAACGCACAAUGAUGGAAAAAGGAUGUGGCUAGUUGCAGGUCAAGAAAGCCACUGUCAGUUGUAUAAUAUUCAGGCAAAAGUGGUAGUCACAGAAAAUGGAGAAAUUCCAAAAAAGACUGGUUUUCCUAGUAGAGAGGAGCUUAGGCAGCGAAGGAAAAGUGAAAGGAAGGAUGAAACACCUUUAAAGCGAGAAAAUGUUGAAGAAAUCAAGGAUGAGGAACCAAAGGCAAAGCACAAAAAGCUACAACUUAUUAUUAAACCUUUAGAUAGCAUACAAACGGACUUUGGAAAAGCAGAACCUUUUCAAAGAGUGGUUAGAAUAAGUCCCAAUGGAGGUCUGAUGGCCACAGGUGGAACCGAUGGUUAUGUGCGUCUCUGGAAUUUCCCCCAGAUGAUCAAACUUCAUGAUCUAAUGGGACACAGCAAAGAAAUCGACGACAUCGACUUUUGCCCCAAAAGCAAGCACCUUGCCACUGUUGCCAAGGAUGGCAAGUUGAUAAUUUGGGACGUUACCAGUGGCUCCAAAACUAAGGAGCUCACUUGGACCCCGUCCGAUGACGAGAAGUCUUUCUUCAAGAGGUGUCGCUUUCGGAAAACGGUGGCGGACAGUCCCGCGAUUCCUCAGCAACUGUUUGCCCUCUCGAAAUCUCUGCCACCACGAGACAGGAGAAAUAGAAGCAAGACCCAGUAUGGUUACUUGCAGUUGUGGAGCGUGGACUUAGGAAAAAUUGAGAAAUUAGUGACGUACAAAGAAGAUCUGUCGGCUCUAGCUGCCUCUGACGACGGUAAAUUCGUAGCAGUCGGUACGAUGUCUUCUGGCACUGUAGAUAUGUUCAUAGCCUUUAGCCUACAGAAAGUAUGGCACGUGCCCGGUGCGCACAAAAUGUUUAUCACGGAUCUGGAAUUCUUGCCGACCAAACUCGACGGGCCGGCUAUCACGAGCAACGCGGAAGCUGCCGUUGUCAGCUGCUCUAUCGACAACAAAAUCUGUAUCCACAGCAUACCGUUCAGACAUGCAUUGCCCGUUUGGCUGUUCCUGAUCUUCAUAGUUCUAAGCAUCUGCGGUGCAUUUAUACUGUGCAGUUAUUUGGGCAUUUGACCAAAAGCAUGCGAAACGAUUGUCGCAUCGAGUCCGCAAUUUGUACAUUACAAUCCCAGGAUAUCAGGAUCGCAAAUUUCACGAUGACGUGGAUUUUUCGACGAUGCAAGAAGAAAAUAGGAACCAAUUGCAACGCGAACACAAAAAUCAACUUUUAAUUAUAACAAUUCUCGCAAUUGUUCUUUGUUUUGCACAGUACGAUUAGACGUUGUUGUCAAGCCAGAACAAGGUGUUAGAGUCUUUAUCGGUAUAUAUAUAUAUAUUUUGUGAAGUACUACACUGUUCAUUGAUUAUUGUUUGAAUAGGUGAAAAGUUGAUGAUGCAUUAAAUUAUUGUAAAUGAUAUUGUUUGUCCUUGAGCUGUGUGUUCUCUUUUUUUUGAAUUCUAUCGACAUUGUAAACUUUAUAUUUUUAAACUGUCAAGUAGCAUUUAAGUUUUAUUAGAGUGAAGAGAAGUGCAUCAUGGUUAUUUUUUAAAUUUGGUUUAUAUACAAGAUUAAAAAGAGCUCGAAAACGAGCUUGAGCAAACUAGUUAUCGUUCAUUUCAGCGCUUCACCCAAUUAUCGUGCAUUUUUUAUAAAUUAACUGUUGAACAAGUUUUCGUUAUGUACUAUACAUAUAUACUUUGUAAGCUUAAAAGGACUUGACACACAUUUAAAGUGUGUUCUGUGAGCUUUGUUUUCGUACUACUUGACGUUGAAGCGCAUUUACUUUGUUUCGAUUUUAUUAUUAUUUAUUUAAUCAAACGAUAAUUUUACAACCAAGUAAGACUUUCUUUGUUUUCAUCGGGUUCGAAGCCAACACAUCGCGAAGCAAUAAGAUUGAUUUUUGCGGCGAACGAAGAAGACUCAGAUGUAGAUUGAACUUUAGUUGUAUAGGAAAUUUUUAGACAGCUGUCAAUUCAAAGACUCGAAUGAAUCCUUUUUCUUUCUUUGAGUAGUCGCGCUUCUAAGAUGGCGCAUUACCCACGUGACUUUGUUACGUGAUAACUUUCAAUUUCGGGCUUGGAUCGUGUGGACCUAUCUAAUUACGAAACAGAUGUGUCAGUGAGUGGGGCGGUCCAAGGUCCCCGCAGUUGGUCCAACGGUCCACUCCCACAGCUGACGUGUUUGCUGACUUGACACACUAGUUUUGUGUUUACACGAAGCAUAUUGAGCUACCUGCUUCACUUAUCUGCAUGACCACGUGUUCUUUGAUCCAGUAUCAUCAACCUACACUUACUUAUUGGCGGACGUUGAUGGUAAGGAGUCUGUUUUAAUCGAUCCAGUCGUCGAAUGGGCCGAAAGAGAUACGAAAACGAUACAAGAAUUGGGUCUUAACUUGAAGUAUGCAAUGAAUACACACAUGCACGCAGAUCACAUAACCGGAACCGGAAAAUUGAAGAAGCUUUUACCCGGAUGUAAAUCUGUGAUAUCGAAGGCCAGUGGAGCACAGGCGGACUUGUUUCUGAAUCCAAACGAUGAAAUCAAAUUCGGAAAACACAUCUUGAAAUGUUAUCCAACGCCUGGACAUACAGAAGGCUGCAUGACAUACGUUUGCGAGAAACAAGGUAUUGCAUUUACUGGUGAUACUUUGCUGAUAAGAGGCUGCGGAAGAACAGAUUUCCAGGUAAAUCCAGGAUUCGUUAAAAGAAAUAGUUUGCCGAAAAUUCUUAGAUAAAACCAGCUGGGCGGCUCAGCAGAAACUUUGUACAAAUCUGUUCACUCGGUGAUUUUCAAGUUGCCGGAUAAUUUUAAGCUUUAUCCGGCUCACGACUACAACGGUCGAAUGGUCACGACUGUGGCCGAAGAGCGUACAUACAAUCCGAGAUUGACCAAAUCGCUGGAAGAGUUUGUUAAAGUUAUGAACAACUUAAAUUUGCCUUACCCCAAAAUGAUUGAUAAAGCUGUCCCAGCUAAUAAAGUUUGUGGACUAUAUGAAGUAGACCAGAAAAAAUAAGAGAUCAAAACUCUUGAAUAAAAAGAACGAUAUCAUAAUCAAAGAAAGUGCAAUAACGACGGAGCAUAAUAAUUUUAUCUAUGUAUAUUUGGAUGUACAUUUGGAAAAAUGAGAUUUGUAAAUAACAAUUAACAUUAUUUUUUAUAUCAGUGUAUGUACCAUAUUCAAGAUAAUAAAAAGAAACGGAAGCGGGAA
Messenger RNA from Nasonia vitripennis (jewel wasp), 3845 nucleotides. Its product is annotated as persulfide dioxygenase ETHE1, mitochondrial. NCBI's taxonomy places the organism in Eukaryota, Metazoa, Arthropoda, Insecta, Hymenoptera, Pteromalidae. Gene Ontology annotation, molecular function: guanyl-nucleotide exchange factor activity; sulfur dioxygenase activity; GTPase activator activity. Gene Ontology annotation, cellular component: endoplasmic reticulum membrane. Gene Ontology annotation, biological process: protein secretion; hydrogen sulfide metabolic process; glutathione metabolic process. The record is from RefSeq and is a predicted model, not a curated record. Bases 385 to 1713 code for a protein of 442 amino acids. The transcript has 9 exons.